GCCGAGAAAAUUUUUUCAUUUUUUCAUUUUUCAUUCAUUUUUUUGUAUGAAAAAACGUGCCAACUAAAAAGCACAUACUCAAUAGUUAGCAUGGAAUCGAAGUUCAACCAAUGAGUUCAGAUUGUUCUGUUAUUUUGUUCUUUUGAUCAAAUAGCCAUUGCCCAAGAGAAAUGUAAUAAUAAUUUUCUUUACCUGUGUAUCUGGCCUGCAUAAUUGUGUUGCUUAAAAAUCAAAAUAUUACCCUGGUUUAUACAAGGAUUCAAUGGGUAAAUAUCUAAACAUUACACCUGCUAGUGUUUAUCCUGUUACAUAAGUAGCUUAAAAUAAAGGUACUAAAUAGUCCGUUACAUAAGAAAAUAGAAAAUCCUACCUCUUUUCUGUCUUAUAAAAACCCGCGCAAUUUAUGUUUGUGUCAAUACGAUUCGGGCAGUCGUUUCACUCGGUGUUGUUAUGCGUGCUCUGUACAGUUAUAAAUUUUGUGCAAUACUGUUAUAAUACAAGUGCAGAAUAAUACAAGUGUAUAUUUUAAAUAUUCAACGUGCCGUGAAUUUCACUCAAUCACGACAAUGUCGGCCAAAGACAAACGCAAGUCAGGAUCCAUGUAUAGAUCCAUAGAAGCCAAUAAUAAAAAGCUUGAUGCUGAAUUGUUUGGAGAGAGUAGUGAAGCUGGGCCAAGUAAUAUUCAGACAGCUACGUCAAAUGUAGAGUUCAGUGAACACCCGAAUUGUGAGAACCAUCCUUGUCCAUUUGAUGAAUACAUCUUGCAAGAAGAAUACGUCAGUGAUUGGGUUACUAUCGAUGCAUUCGACGAUACGGAAGUAUAUGAAGAGGUCAACGAAGAUUACGAUGAAGCCGAGGAAACUAUGCACAGCACACAAGAGUCUCAACACGAGGAGGAACCAUUUGAUGAGCUUAUUCGAAAUUGGGCAUUAAAAACAUAUCAAACACAUCAAGCUCUAAAUGGACUAUUAGAAAUUUUACGUAAAAAAACUAACUACCAGCUGCCGAAAGAUGCGCGCACGUUGCUUAAGACAAGGCAAUGUGGAAAAGAAACGUACCCUAUAGCAGGGGGAGAAUUUUGGUUCCCUGGGGUACGAUCGGUUCUCAAGGAUCACUUUCGCGAUGUGCCACCAAGAGUCAGCAAAUUUUCGUUGAACUUUUCGAUUGAUGGACUUCCACUGCACAAGAGCACUCGAAAACAGUUUUGGCCCAUAUCAAUGAGCAUUCAAGAAAUGCUGGAAGUUCCAGUAUUGAUGGUUGGCAACUUUUUUGGUGAAUCGAAACCAAAGAGUGUUGAGGAAUAUCUGCGCCCGCUUGUCGACGAGCUAAAUGGGUUGAUGGAUAAUGGCAUUGUAAUAGCCAAUAAGCCAAUCGAAAUACACGUAAGAGCUUUCAUCGCGGACUCACCAGCACGAGCAUUCAUAAAAGGUUCAGUUUACUUCAACCACACACAUGGUUGCCAAAAAUGUACGGUACAAGGAAAAUAUCAAAGCGCACACCGAGUUACAUGUUUCCCGGGAAUGGAUCAUCCAGCAAGAACGCAUGAAGAUUUCGUCCAAUCAAAUUACGGAGCACAUCAUCGGGAAAAAACGCCUCUCAUGGAUCUUAAGAACUUUGACAUCAUAAAGCAGAUUAUUAUAGCAGAUCGUUUGCACCUCUUUGACUACGGCGUAACAAGAACAAUGCUGAAAGGAUGGAAAUCAGGCAAAUUAGGAGGGGGUGCCAAGUGGUCUGAAGAAACAAUAAGCAAGAUUGAUGCUUUGCUGAAGGAGGUGGAACUUCCUUUAGAGUUUCAUCGCAAACUCCGUUCUGUUGAAGACAUUGGAUUGUGGAAAGCUAGUGAGUUCCAAAUGUUUCUGCAUUAUCUUCUUAUCCCUUUGAAAGUAAGCUCCAGCAUGUCAAGAACUGUCUUCGAAACGGUCAUAAGGUUUUGGUGCAGGCUGCAAAUAGGAUAUCGGAGCAAAACCCACAUACUGCGUCAUCAAGUACAGCAAAUCUCUCUUUUCCAUUUUUGAAAACCAAAACUAAUGGAGUAGCAUUGCACAUUAAUCGACAAUUAAUUCUUUCUCCUGGUAUUCAGUCCAAUUGGUUUUUGACUCAUGAUAACUACAUAGUUAAAUAUUGUAGCGCAGAACAAAAAGAUUCAACUAUAAUAAUUAAUGGGAGAGCAUUCAAUUAUAUAACGGAAACCCACUCGUACUAUAUUUCACCUUUUAUGAAGGAUAUAUAUGAAGAAAAUAUAAGUAACCUUCGUACCGAUGAAAUGGUAUUUUUACCCUGGAAUAUAAAGUGUAAAUUAGUAGCUAAUAAAACUACUGAUAACUGCUUAGUGUUAGUACCCUUUCUCAGGACGUUAACCGAAUAAAACAUAACAAUAUAUAUACAUAUAUACAUAUAUAUAUAUAUAAAGGUAUAACAUGUAACUAAUCUUUGUAUUAUUAUUAUAUUAUUGCAGAUCACAGUCCGUUGCACAAAUUUUGUUUGUUGUUUGUAUACGGUUUACUUAUACAAAAUAAAUAAAAAUCCAAUGAAAUGCAUGCACUUCCUUAUACAUCACAGAUAGUUUUUGAAAUACUUCCUGACAGUUUUUUCUAACAAAAUGUUUGUAUUUAUGUUACAAACUUACAGCCACAAAAUUACUUUUAAAGCGUAGCAACCGCAUCAUAAUCUCUUAAUUUUACAGAUGUUAGUAUCAU
Molecule: messenger RNA, 2696 nt
Organism: Anopheles coluzzii
Lineage: Eukaryota; Metazoa; Arthropoda; Insecta; Diptera; Culicidae
Exons: 4
Coding region: 567-2015 (482 amino acids)
Source: RefSeq, a predicted model, not a curated record